AUGGUGGGGGGGGGUGGGGGGUGGGGGUGGUGGGGGGGGUGUUGUGUGGGGUGGGGGGGUGUGUUUGGGUUGUGGGUGGGGUUGGGUGGGGGGGGGGGGUGUUGGGGGGGUUGGUGGGGUUGGGGGGGGGGGGGUUUGGUGGGGGGGGGUUGGGGGGGGGGGGGGUGGGGGGUGUUGGGGGGUGGGGGGGGGGGGUGGGGGUUGGUGGGGUUGGGGUGGGGUGUGUGUGUGGGGGGGGUUGUGGGGGGUGUGGUGUGGGGUGUGGGUGUGGUGGGGGGGUGGGUGUGGGGGUGUGGGGUGGGGGGUGGGUGGGGUGGGUGUGGGGGGGGGGGGGGGUUGUGUGGGGGUUUGGUGGUUGUUGUGGGGUGUGGCUGUGGUGGUGGGGGGUGGGUUGGGGGGGGGGUGUGGGUGGGUGGUGGGGGGGGUGUGGGUGGGGUGUGGUUGGGGUGGUGUGUGGGGGGUGGGGGGGGGGUGGGGGUGGGGGUGGGGUGGGGGUGGGUGGGGGGGGGGUGGGGGUGGGGGGGGUGGGGGGGUGGGGGGGGUGGGGGGGGGGGUGGGGGGGGGGUGGGGGGGUGGGGGGGGGGGUGGGGGGGGGGGGGGUGGGGGGGGGGGGGGGGUGGGGGGGUGGGGGUGGGGGGGGGGGGGGGGGUGGGGGUGGGGGUGGGUGGGGGGGGGGGGUGGGGGUGGUGGGGGGGGGGGGGUGGGGGGGGGGGGUGGGGGGGGGGUGGGGGGGGGGGGUGGGGGUGGGGGGGGGGGGGGGUGGGGGGGUGGGGGUGUGGCGGGGGGGGGGGUGUGGGGUGGAGGGUGUGGGGCUGGGUGGGGGUGGGGGGGGGGGGGGUGGGGAGGGGUGGGCGGGGGGGAGGGGGUGGGGUGGGGGGGAGGGGGUGGGGGGGGGGGGGGGGUGGGGGUUUGUUGGUGGGGGGUUGUGGUUUGGUUGUUGUGGGUGGGUGGGGGGGGUUGGUGGGUUGGGGUGGUGGGGGGUGGGUGGUGUGGGGGGGUUGGUUGGGGGGGGGGUGGGUGUGGGUGUGUGGGGGUCAAAUUCUGUUUAUUUGCCAGCUCAUUAAAAUGGGAGGUCAAGUUGAGAAAAAUGAAGCUUUUCGACACCAACUUCUUUUUGCUUUUAAUCAAGGUUCUAAGGCCGCAAAAGCUAAUCAGCGCAUUUGUGCUUUGUAUGGGGAGAAUGUCAUAGCUAAAAGAAUCGUUUGUGAUUGA
Dicrocoelium dendriticum is the source of this 1212-nucleotide messenger RNA. Lineage: Eukaryota; Metazoa; Platyhelminthes; Trematoda; Plagiorchiida; Dicrocoeliidae. The record is from the annotation of a GenBank genome assembly.